This is a messenger RNA of Aspergillus tanneri, 1359 nucleotides long. RefSeq lists its product as uncharacterized. The record is from RefSeq and is a predicted model, not a curated record. The transcript has a single exon. Gene Ontology annotation, molecular function: triacylglycerol lipase activity. Gene Ontology annotation, biological process: lipid catabolic process. Bases 1 to 1359 code for a protein of 452 amino acids. NCBI's taxonomy places the organism in Eukaryota, Fungi, Ascomycota, Eurotiomycetes, Eurotiales, Aspergillaceae.
AUGUACAGGCUACGUUCCUUUUUGUUAUGUUCUCUAGCCUUAUUGCCAAACAUUGCACUGGCUGCGCCAGCUGCCACGUCCUCGAACGAUUCACGUCCUACACCGCCCCUGGAUGAUCCUUUUUACACUCCCCCCGAGGGUUUCGAGUCCACUGCUCCAGGGACUAUCCUUCGAUCUCGAACUCCCCCGUUCCCAAUUGCAGCAUUCAGCAUUGUCGAAGUGAACUUGGCUGGAGCCCAUCAGCUUCUCUACAGAAGCACUGAUUCUUUCGGGAAACCCGUCGUAGCAGCCUCCACGAUUCUCAUUCCCCGCAAUGCCGAUAAUACCAAGCUGUUGUCCUAUCAAGUAGCCCAGGACGCAGCGAACCCCAACUGUGCUCCCUCAUUUGCUUUACAGCUCCAUGCUGCUCAUGACAACAUCCUGGGUCUUGCCAUGCCCCAAGCGGAAAUUGCGUUCAUCGCCGCAGCCCUUGGAAAAGGCUGGAUCGUGACUGUUCCGGAUCACCUUGGAACCAAGUCGGCUUUCCUGGCUAACACUCUUUCCGGCCAGAUCGUACUCGACAAUGUCCGCGCUGCGAUAGACUCCUCUAAUUUCACCAAUAUUGCUUCCAACCCGACAGUUACUAUCUGGGGAUAUUCUGGCGGCAGUCUUGCCAGUGGAUUUGCCGCUGAACUCCAGCCAGAAUAUGCUCCUGAGCUUCAUAUUGCCGGCGCUGCGCUGGGUGGCACCGUGCCUCAAAUCCCGUCGGUGAUCAAAGCCGUUAACAAGGGUGUUUUCACUGGGCUGCUCCCGGCCGGUAUUCAGGGACUUGCCAAUGAGUAUCCGAAUAUUGACAAGCUGGUCCAGGAUAAUCUCGAACCCUCCAACAAGGACGAUUUUCUAAAGACCAAAGACUUUUGUCUGAUGGAGGACCUUGCGCACUAUCUUAAUAAGGACAUCUAUAGCUACACGAAGAAUAAGGACCUCUUCCGUCUGCCGGAAGCUACAAAGGUCCUCGAUGCCAAUGCAUUGGGCCAGAAGGCUCCGAAGAUACCUCUUCUUGUGUACAAGUCGGUCAACGACGAAGUCAGCCCCGUCAAAGAUACAGAUGAUCUGGUUACUUCUUAUUGCGGGAAGGGGGCCAAUGUGGAGUACAAGCGCGAUGUAUUGUCCGAACACGCCGCCAUGGAGAUUGUCGGUGCUCCUGAUGCGAUCAUUUGGCUCACUGAUAGAAUGAAAGGUGUCCCAGUUAAGACGGGCUGCACCAAGUCGACUUCUUUCACCAGCCUCACUAACCCAGGUGCCAUUGCUGCAUUGGGCCAGGGUGUUAUAGAUGUUCUUCUGCUGCUGUUGAAAGCACCACUGAAGCCAAUUGCCUAG